Molecule: messenger RNA, 1314 nt
Organism: Fomitiporia mediterranea MF3/22
Lineage: Eukaryota; Fungi; Basidiomycota; Agaricomycetes; Hymenochaetales; Hymenochaetaceae
Exons: 7
Biological process (GO): DNA-templated transcription
Molecular function (GO): DNA binding; zinc ion binding
Source: RefSeq, a predicted model, not a curated record
GUGUUUGACUUCCCUCCCGCGGAUCUCACCCUCCCACUCCUCGCACUUUACUUCCAUCAUACAAACACUAUUUUCCCCCUCCUCCACGCCCCGACUUUUUACGCCCAGUUUCGGGAUGGGUUACACCUACGAGACGCACAGUUCGCUGGUGUUGUUUGGAUGUUAUUGGCUAUUGCCUCGCGAUGGAGUGACGAUCGUCGUGUGUUAUGGGAUGGAUGGGUACACGGAAAUCGUUUACAUUCCUUACCCCUAUCUCUUAUCGAAAAAUUGCUUCUAGACGGCCCCUCGUUUACGGUGAGUUCACUCGACCCACCUUCCUUGUUUGACUUGCAGUUCUGCUCGCUCGGUGCUAUGUUUCUGCGGGGGUCGUCCAUUGGGCCAGCAGGUUGGGUGAUUAUCGGGACCGGACUUAGAAAAGCGAUGGACGUUGGUGCACAUCGGAAGAAGGUUUAUAGUCCUAAGCCGAGCGUUGAGAACGAAUUGUGGAAGAGAGCUUUCUGGAUGCUGGUAUUAUUCGAUCGAAUAGGAGCCGCGAGUUUGGGCCGGCCAUGUUGCGUUCGAGAAGAAGACUUUGACCUAGACCUUCCGCUGGAAGUGGACGAUGAGUACUGGAUACCCAACGAUCCCUCCCAACCGGCUUUUAAGCAACCGCCUGGAAAGCCGUCAAUGGUUUCAGGCUUCGUGUCAAUGCUCAAGCUUACUCAGAUCAUGGCACAUGCACUGCGAACAAUAUACUGCAUUGACAAGUCGAAGGUGCUUCUGGGACUCGUUAGCGACGACUGGCAAGAGCAGAUCGUUAGCCAACUGAAUACUGUUCUAGAUGAGUGGGUUGAAUCAGUACCUGAACAUUUGCGCUUGUCCAAUGGCAUAGAAAAUGACGUCUUUUCCAAUCAAUCCGCAACUCUAUACACGUCCUACUACCUCGCACUCAUUCUCAUCUAUCGACCAUUCAGCCAUGCAUCUGCGCUCCUUCCGGAACCACAACAAGAUGCCCCUGCUCGACCGAACAAGACGUUCCCCUUCCCCGCGGACUCAAUCUGUACCAGCGCAGCACAUUCUGCAGUCCGUAUAAUUGAUGCACAAAUGCGUCGAGGAUUGUCAAAUAUCCCGAACAUGGUCAGCGUCGCACAUAUAGCUGCUGUAACACAAUUGAUGAGCAUGCAUGCUGCUCAAGUCACCGCAUCUGGCUCGCGAGACGUGGAUCCAUCCGCAAGGUUAAGAGAACGUGAAAAGUAUUUGCAGGACGUAGAGAAAUGCAUUCGUUGUCUCGAAAUGGCAGAGUCUCGCUGGAUCAUGGCCCGAAGAUUCUUGUAA